Molecule: messenger RNA, 1290 nt
Organism: Eruca vesicaria subsp. sativa (arugula)
Lineage: Eukaryota; Viridiplantae; Streptophyta; Magnoliopsida; Brassicales; Brassicaceae
Source: the annotation of a GenBank genome assembly
CAAAAGUCUUCUCCUCUCUUCACCUUCUUGUUGAACAUAAUGGCAAGACUUCUCUUUGUUCUUUCUCUCCUUUCCAUCCUCCCUCUUUAUCUCUGUGAUCAAAGCUAUGGAGGCAAACUAAACCCUGGUUACUACGCACAUUCAUGCCCCCAAGCCGGAGAGAUUGUGAGAUCAGUUGUAGCUCAAGCUGUUGCAAGAGAGACCCGUAUGGCUGCUUCCUUGAUGAGACUUCAUUUCCACGACUGUUUCGUUCAGGGUUGUGAUGGCUCCUUGCUUCUAGACAGCAGUGGGAGGAUUGUGAGUGAGAAAAGCUCCAACCCUAACAGCAAAUCAGCUCGUGGGUUUGAAGUAGUUGAUCAGAUCAAAGCUCAGUUAGAGAAAGAGUGUCCUGGAACUGUCUCUUGUGCUGAUAUUCUAACCCUAGCCGCUAGAGACUCCUCUGUUCUUACUGGUGGACCAAGCUGGAUGGUUCCAUUGGGAAGAAGGGAUUCAAGAAGUGCAAGCUUGAGUGGUUCGAACAACAACAUCCCUGCACCAAACAACACGUUCCAGACAAUUCUCAGCAAGUUUAAUCGUCAAGGACUUGAUGUUACCGACCUUGUCGCUCUCUCUGGGAGUCACACUAUUGGAUUCUCGAGAUGCACAAGUUUCAGACAGAGACUAUACAAUCAGUCCGGAAACGGUAGUCCAGACAUGACAUUGGAACAAUCCUUCGCUGCUAACUUGCGCCAAAAGUGUCCAAGAUCUGGAGGAGACCAGAUUCUCUCGGUGCUGGACAUAGUCAGCGCGGCAAAGUUCGACAACAGCUAUUUCAAGAACUUGAUAGAGAACAUGGGUUUGUUGAACUCGGACCAGGUUCUGUUCAGCAGUAAUGAUAAAUCGAGAGAGCUUGUAAAGAAGUAUGCAGAGGAUCAAGAAGAGUUUUUUGAGCAGUUUUCCGAGUCGAUGAUCAAGAUGGGAAAUAUCUCUCCCUUGACCGGUUCGAGUGGUGAAAUCAGAAAGGAUUGCAGGAAGAUAAACUCUUGAGUUCAGGAUAUGAGUAAAAUGUUUUUGAGGGGAAGAAAUGUGUGACACUUGUUUACUUUGUGUUUUUUUUUUCUUAUGUCAUUUGAAGUUUCAAGUUGUGUUAUUUUAGAUUUGUGUUAAACUAAGAAAAUAAUAUUAGAAUAUAUUUUAAAUUUUAACUAGAAUAGAACCAGCGCUUUUCCUAUUUUGACAAGCCACUUGAUCUAGACUCAAUGCUAGGAAUGAUUUGCCAGCAACUCAAAUCAAGGUUAUGCAAGAUCAAUC